Messenger RNA from Penicillium oxalicum, 303 nucleotides. RefSeq lists its product as uncharacterized. The coding region runs from base 1 to 303 and encodes 100 amino acids. The record is from RefSeq and is a predicted model, not a curated record. The transcript is spliced from 3 exons. Lineage: Eukaryota; Fungi; Ascomycota; Eurotiomycetes; Eurotiales; Aspergillaceae.
AUGGAUGAUGGCGAGACUCGUUUCCAGACAGCUGAGUUAAGCAUAGACUGGCUCUCUAGUGCCCAUCCAUUAUGGCAGGAAGGUUCGGGGGGCAACGCGUGGUCCUGUGUACCACUCUAUUCAGUUCUCAGAGAGGAUGAAAACAUCCGGCAUGGCCCUCCUAUAAACGGGGGCAGAACCACAUCCACAUUCUUGACCGUUGCAAGCGAUUUAUCUCGGGCACGUCGACGGCUGACAACAGCACGCCAAGAUAGGUAUAAGGUCCAUGUGCUGCUGUCAGAUGGAGAUCAAUACGCGAGGUGA